Molecule: messenger RNA, 1614 nt
Organism: Fusarium vanettenii 77-13-4
Lineage: Eukaryota; Fungi; Ascomycota; Sordariomycetes; Hypocreales; Nectriaceae
Exons: 2
Coding region: 1-1614 (537 amino acids)
Biological process (GO): amino acid transmembrane transport
Cellular component (GO): membrane
Molecular function (GO): amino acid transmembrane transporter activity
Source: RefSeq, a predicted model, not a curated record
AUGUCUUCCACACCUCCCGCCGACUACGGCAAGGAAGCCGUCACCGACGUCCGAUCUUCUCAGGAUGUCGAGGCUGGUGAGACCACUCAGACUGGUUCUCUCCAGAGAGAUCUCAAGAACCGCCACAUGCAGAUGAUUGCCAUCGGUGGCGCAAUUGGUGCUGGUCUUUUCGUCGGUUCUGGUGGUGCCCUUCAGAAGGGUGGUCCUGCCUCUCUCGUCAUCGGUUACAUGAUUAUCGGUGUCAUGCUUCUCUGCACCUGUUUGGCCCUCGCCGAGAUGGCCGUCCUCUACCCCAUCAACGGAGCCUUCUUCACCUACAUCUGCCGAUUCGUCGAUCCUUCCUGGGGCUUCAGUAUGGGUGUACAAUACGCUCUUGCCUGGUUAACUGUCCUUCCUUUCGAGCUGAUCGCUGCCUCCAUCACCAUCAAGUUCUGGAGAGAAGAUAUCAACAUGGCAGUGUGGGUUUCAGUCUUCCUGGUCGCCCUCAUCAUCGUACAGAUCUUCGGAGUCCGCGGCUACGGAGAAGUCGAAUUCGUCCUCAGUAUCAUCAAGAUCUGCGCCUGUGUUGGUUUCAUCAUCCUCGGUAUUGUCAUCAACUGCGGUGGUGCCGGCGACAAGGGAUACAUCGGCGCCAAGUACUGGCACGACCCCGGUGCUUUCACCACCUUCAAGGGUUUCUGCAGUGUUUUUGUCGUUGCCGCCUUCUCCUUCGGUGGUACUGAGAUGGUUGGUCUGGCCGCUGCCGAGUCUGCCAACCCUCGCAAGUCCAUCCCCAUGGCUUCCAAGCAGGUCUUCUGGCGAAUUGCCAUCUUCUACAUUCUGAACCUGUUCAUCGUCGGUCUCAUCCUUCCCGCCAACGACCCUCGUCUCAUGGGAGCCAGCGGUGCCAACACCAAGGCCUCUCCUUUCGUUCUUGCUAUCCAGGAUGCCGGUAUCAAGGUCCUCCCCAGCAUCAUGAACGCUGUCAUCACCAUCUCCGUCCUCAGUGUCGCCAACUCUUGCACUUUCGGCUCUACCCGAACCAUCCAGGCCAUGGCUGAGCGCAACAUGGCCCCCUCCUUCUUCAAGUACAUCGACUCCAAGGGCCGCCCCCUGUACUGUGUCCUCCUCCAGAUCGCCUUCGGUCUCCUGGCCUACAUUGGCGCUGCCCCCAGCGGUGGUGAGAUCUUCGGCUGGCUCCUGGCUCUUACUGGUCUCGGCUUCCUGUUCGUCUGGGGCAGCAUCUGCCUGGCCCACAUCCGCAUGCGCUCUGGUAUGCGUGCUCAGGGCUUCAACAUGGAUCUCAUCCCUUACAAGACCCCCUUCGGUGUCUUUGGCAGCUACUUCGGUCUUGGCCUCAACAUCCUCGCCCUGGUCGCCUCCUUCUACACUGCCCUCUACCCUGCUUCCGGCGCCUCCCCCAACGCCGAGGCCUUCUUCAGCUCCUACCUCGCCUUCUUCACCGUCGCCCUCUUCUACUUUGGCUACAAGAUCUUUACCCGCCAGUGGCGCAUGUACAUCCCCUCCUCCGAGAUGGAUCUGGCCACUGGUGCUGUCAUGCUUGACGAGCCUGAGCCUAAGGAGCCCCUUGUCUGGUCCCAGCUGCCCAAGAGGGCCCUCCGAAACCUGUUCUAA